AUGUGGUGGGAAAUUAUGUUUGGUGUUUUUCUCACGUGUGUUUUGCUGCUGCAAGGUUUAUCUGGUGUUGAUUCAGAGAAAGUGUCAGUGAUGGAGAGAGAUUCAGUCACGCUACACACUGGCAUCAAAACAAAUCAAGACAGAAUGAAUUGGUUUUUUAAUGGCAUUCGCAUCGCUCGGAUCAGUGGAGAUCAGAGUAAGAUCUGUGAAGAUACUGAGUGUCCUGAGAGAUUCAGAGACAGACUGAAGCUGGAUAAUGUGACUGGAUCUCUGACCAUCACAGACAUCACAAACACAGACUCUGGAGAAUAUAAACUAGAUAUCAUCAGCCGCAGGAGUGAAAAGACCUUCAGUGUUUCUGUUCAUGGUUUAUCUGGUGCUGAUUCAGAGAAAGUGUCAGUGAUGGAGGGAGAUUCAGUCACGCUACACACUGGCAUCAAAACAAAUCAAGACAGAAUACAUUGGUAUUUUUAUACUGAUCGUAUCGCUUGGAUCAGUGGAGAUCAGAGUAAGAUCUGUGCAGAUGUUGAGUGUCCUGAGAGAUUCAGAGACAGACUGAAGCUGGAUAAUGUGACUGGAUCUCUGACCAUCACAGACAUCACAAACACAGACUCUGGAGAAUAUAAACUAGAUAUCAACAGCCGCAGGAGUGAAAAGAUCUUCAGUGUUUCUGUUCAUGAUGCUCCUGUCGCUGAUCGAGAAGAAAUAAAGUCAGUGAAGGAGGGAGAAUCUGUCACUUUAGAUCCUGGUGUCAUGAACAACACAAAUUAUUUGAUCACGUUUCUUUUUAAUGACGUCCUCAUCGCUGAAAUCAAUGGAGAACCCAGUAAGACCUGCACAGAUGUUCAGUGUGAUAAAGGUAAUGAGAGAUUCAGAGACAGACUGAAGGUUAAUCAGACUGGAUCUUUGACCAUCAUGAACACCAGAAACACAGACUCUGGAGAAUAUAAACUACAGAUCAUCAUCAUCAGCAGCAGCAGCUUCAGUAUUAGGAGGAGCAGGAGUUUCAGUCUUACUGUCACUGGUUCAGGUCUGUCUCUAGCUGUUGUAGCAGGAAUAUGUGCAGCUCUAGUUAUUCUGCUCGUGACUGCAGCUGCUGCUGUUGUAAAGUAUCUUGAGCAAAAGAAAGGAAGUGGGGCGGAGCCAAAUCAAGCUCAGGAGAAUCAUAUUAAAAACUCAUCCGUUAGUAAGACUGAGGCUGCUGCUAAUGGAGCGUCCUGUGAAAAGACUGAGACUGCCACUGAAAUACCACCUUAGCGUUAUUUAUUAUUUUAUUUUUCUUGAAGGGUCGACUGAAGAGACGAUGGUAAAUGAGAAAAUUUAAUCAAACUCACUCAAACAGUAGUCCACGUAUAUUUCCAGUUACAUAAACGUUGCUUCCAAAAAGACAGUUAAGCAGGAAACCAGCAAUAAAGAAACGAAGCAGCACAUUAGCAGCAGAAGAACAGGGAGUGCUUGAGGAUUUCAGUAUUUAGAGGUUUAUUUAAACUGCAAUAGUGACCAAGAGCAGUGAACAAAUUAUGUUUUAUGAUUUGCAUCGUAAUGCCUUUUGCAUUGAUGUACUGUGUCAGUUAUUUUUAUUCCAUCUGUUUACAUCCUCUUUAACUGACUGUUUACAUGAAUACCUUGCCAAAACAGUCAUUAUGACAAGGAAAUGUAUUUGACUGAACAAGGCCUCGUACUGUAAGACACAAGUGCACUUCACAUACUAUAGUUUCCAUUACUGCUUACAUUAUUGUGCUCUUGACAUCUCACUGCCUCGACAUAUUUGAUUUGUGAAACAAUGUGGUUUCAGAUUGUUACAGUUUGUUCAUAGUCUUAUACUUUGGAUAAUAAUGGAAUCUCAAAAAGUAUCAGAAAAUUUAAUCUCGCCUGAAAUGUUGUAUUGAUAUUUCAUGAGGUGCUGUUUAGAUAGUCUUACUGCCAAAAGCUUGAGUUUCAUGUGAGGAUUUUCUUUUCAAUCUGUCUCUCAGUUCUGUUCAUGCAUUUUGAUCUCAGAGUACACUGGUACGAUUUGUCUCUCUAAACUACGCCUCUGUCCACACGCAGUCUUCAAAACAAGCAACAGAAAACGAUGCAGGUCAAUCAACCAGGGCCCGGUUUCUCGAUAACGCUCACUCUUAGCGCGCUAAGAAGAUCUCAAAAGAUAUAUCUUACCAAAGUUGUUUAUGUUCCUAAGUG
Carassius auratus (goldfish) is the source of this 2181-nucleotide messenger RNA. RefSeq lists its product as uncharacterized. The transcript is spliced from 7 exons. The coding region runs from base 1 to 1257 and encodes 418 amino acids. Lineage: Eukaryota; Metazoa; Chordata; Actinopteri; Cypriniformes; Cyprinidae. The record is from RefSeq and is a predicted model, not a curated record.